Messenger RNA from Closterium sp. NIES-65, 2925 nucleotides. The record is from the annotation of a GenBank genome assembly. NCBI's taxonomy places the organism in Eukaryota, Viridiplantae, Streptophyta, Zygnematophyceae, Desmidiales, Closteriaceae.
AUGUCAAGAGCGAGCUUUUCCCCCACUCACCGCCACAGUCCCUCAGGUGACCCGUGCUCCCUACUUGCCCCAUGCUCUCCCCUCUCCCCCUCCCUCCUCCCGCCUACCAGGCAGAGGAAUCGGUUCAAGGUGCUUCUCACGCUGCUGCCGGCCCUCUCUGCUGACUUCCUCUGUGUUCAGGAGAUGGACGAGUACGAGGCAGUGUAUCGCCAGCCGAUGGCAGCUGCGGGCUGGGAGAGUGUGUAUGUGAAGAGGCCGGGCAAAAAGAGGGACGGAAGCGGCAUCUUUUACCGAUCUAGCAGAUUCCGCCUGCUUCGCUGGCAACCAAUCAACUUCAACGACCUCGUUCCCCCAGACCACCCAGACCAACCAAACCAGCCGGCCCAAGCAGACACUCCCAGUCCCGACUCGUCCGAAGAAACCCGAGACCUAUCCGCCUCCCAUGUGUCGGAGGCGACUGAGAAACCAAGUGCCGAUGUGAAGCUGGCUCAAGCACACUACCUGCUGCAGCAAGUGGCACAGUUCCGAUCCUCUAUAGUCCCCUCCGCACACAGUCACACAUCUGCUAGUGUCACAAGUGCGGCAGGCAGCACACCGGUUACCAUCAUCUGCGGCGACUUCAACUCUCUUCCCGGUGACCCUCUGCAGAUUCCCCUGCGCCUGGAGCUGCAAUUCAUGGUGCCCGCCCGGGCGCGUCAUGGUGCCUGUCAGACCUGCUAUCAUCACAUCCGCAUGCAGUCAUCCUAUAGUCACUUCCUCUGCCCCAUUCUGCCCCUCAAAAUUGAAUCUGUACCCAUGGCCAUGCUGUGUGCUCUCUUGUCUCUUUCUUCACUAUGUGCUCCCUGUGUUUCCCACAUCCACCCGUCUCCCCUCCUACUCCCCUCAGCUGCUAGACCAGCGCACGGCAUGGGGCCAGCAGGUGUCGUCAGUGCUUCUAACCAUGCUGUGAGCUCCCCGGUCUCUGUCUUAACUGUCUGCUCACUGCAUUCUCCCCAUCCACCUCCCGCCCUUCACACCCCUCAGCUGUUGGAGCAGCGCACGUCAUGGGGCCAGCAGGUGUCAUCGGUGCCUACCACUACGCUGACUUUUGAGUCGACUCAAAAGUCAGCAGCGCACGUCAUAAGGCCAGCAGGUGUCAUCGAGUCGACUCAAAAGUCAGCAGCGCACGUCAUAAGGCCAGCAGGUGUCAUCGGUGCCUACCACUACGCUGACUGCUCACCGGAUUUUGUUCCAAGGUCUCCUCUCACCUUUUCCCCCUUCUCAUUCCCCGAUCAUCCACCUCCCGCCCUUCAGCUGCUGGAGCAGCGCACGUCAUGGGGUCAGCAGGUGUCGUCGGUGCUGCUAGCCAUGCUGUGUGUUCACUGUAUUCUGAUUGAAGGUCUUUCGUCUCCCCUUUUCCGCCUUCCCCAUUCUCCCCAUCAUCCACCUCCCGCCCUUCAGCUGUUGGAGCAGCGCACGUUGUGGGCUGUUAGAGCAGCGCACGUCGUGGGGUCAGCAGGUGUCAUCGGUGCUUCUAACCAUGCUUUGCUGGAGCAGCGCACGUCGUGGGGCCAGCAGGUGUCGUCAGUGCUGCUAGCCAUGCUCGCAGCAGCCGUGCUGGCCUCCCUCUCAGUGCUGCCCACCGCCUCUCCCGUCUAUGAUUUUGUGUGGACACGUGUCAUGCCCAUGGCCGUGGCUCUGGUGCUGUUAGAAACAGAUGUGACGUCAGCAUUCACACAGUCAGGUCCCGGCCUGCUAGCGUUCCUGCUGGGUGCAGCGGGCACGAUUGCAGGGACACUUGUCGGCUUCUCAUUGGCCGGGCCCUCCCUUGGGGUGGAGGGGUGGAAGGUGGCGGCUUGCUUCUGUGCGACGUACAUCGGUGGUAGUGUUAACUAUGCUGCCACUGCUAAGGCUCUAGGCAUGGACAUCACAGCAGGGGCAGCAGCAGCCAGCACGGGAGCCAGCCUACUCACAGCAGGCAUGGCGGUGGACAACCUCCUCGUGGCUGCUUACUUCUCGGCCCUGGGCAUGGACAUCACAGCAGGAGCGGCAGCGGCCAGCACGGGAGCCAGCUUACUCACAGCAGGCAUGGCAGUCGAUAACCUUCUCAUGGCCGCUUACUUCUCGGUGCUUGCUGCCCUCCCGGACUCCUGGCCCAAGCCGUGGGGUGGGGAGAGGUGGGGAGGGGUGAAGAUAGGAGGCAAUUCUGAUGAGUCGGAGAAAAGGCUAGAUACAGGGCUUUCGGCUCCUCUCCUCCACUCCUCCCCGUCUCCUUCCUCUCCUUCUCCUUCCGCCUCUUCUUCCUCUUCCUCAUCCUUGCACACUCCUGCUCCUCUGCCGUCUCCCUCCCCUCCCUCCUCAUCCUCCUCACACCUCACUCACUCUCCACCCCCCGCCCCCUCGGUGGAGUCCCUCACUCUCUCCAUUGCCGCUGCCGCCUCAGCAUGCGCGCUAGCGGACAAAAUUGCCGUCCACCUGCCGCCCGUGAUGGCCUCGGCACAGCUGGCGCUUGCCGCCCUGCUGGCCUCCCUCCUGUCGACUGUAGCAGCCAGGCUGACAGGGCGGGGGGAGAAGAGAAAGGAGGGAGAGGAGGGAGAGGAGGGAGGUUCACUGUUCACAGGAGCAGAAACGCUUGGAAACUCCCUGAUGCUGGUCUUCUUUGCAAAUAUAGGAGCGUCAGCAAGUGUGUCUGAAGCCAUGUCCGCUGGUGGUGGUCUGCUUGCAUUCGUUGCAACUGUGUUAAUGCUAAUGGUAGCAUCCAAUGCCAAUGUGGGGGGUCCUGCCACUGCUGCUGCUAUGGCCAGUGCCCGCAAUUGGCCCCAACUGGUGCGUCCUGCGGUGCUACUGGGGACAUUUGGCUACACCAUCGGAACAGCCAUUGCCUUUCUACUUGGAAUCAACGUGCUACAGCCCAUGGCAGCAGCUGCUUUUGCCAAAGUACUGUGA